This is a messenger RNA of Lucilia sericata (common green bottle fly), 7659 nucleotides long. RefSeq names its product transcriptional activator cubitus interruptus (gene ci). Gene Ontology annotation, molecular function: DNA-binding transcription factor activity, RNA polymerase II-specific; RNA polymerase II cis-regulatory region sequence-specific DNA binding. NCBI's taxonomy places the organism in Eukaryota, Metazoa, Arthropoda, Insecta, Diptera, Calliphoridae. The transcript is spliced from 6 exons. The coding region runs from base 1152 to 5624 and encodes 1490 amino acids. Gene Ontology annotation, cellular component: nucleus. The record is from RefSeq and is a predicted model, not a curated record. Gene Ontology annotation, biological process: regulation of transcription by RNA polymerase II.
GUGUAUUAAGACGAUCAUUAAGUUGUUACUUUUCGUUUGCUGGCUGGCUUUACGGCUGCUUGUUCCCACUGAACUUAAUUGAGAGAUUGAAUGGUUUGACGAAACGGUUGAAAGGUUUGAUGGUGUGUAUGUGUGUACAAUGCUCAAUGUUUGAUCAACAAACUAAAUGGUUUGACGUUGCUAUUGAUCAACGACUAGAAGACUGAGCGACAGUCGACUGACCGUCCGACCAACUAGCUUACUUUUUAGUACGUGUGUGGAUUCUCGGUGCAUUUCAAUGUGUGCGUUUGUGUGUAUCUACAAACAUACAUAUUCAUCCGUCCAUAUUUAUGUUGUUUGUUCUCUGCUGCUCUAGCUACUUUAAGCAAACCAUUGCAAGUUGUUUGCUCUUAUGCAUCCUUGAUUAACACUUUAGUACGGAAAUAACUUACUUACUAAACGCACGCGUUUAUUGCUCGUUACAUUAUUACUUUUAACAAUGUAAAAAUACAACAAAUAAAUAAGAAAUUUAUAAAAAUAAAUGAUUUUACUUUACGGAAAAUACCAUGUCGUUCCGUUCCGUGUGUAUAGUAAAGAUCAAAAAAGUCAUAACAAGUUUAAAUAAAGUCUUUAAUUUAAUAGAUUUUUCUUCAGUCAUUAUUGUUUAAAUUUAAAAUAUUAUCACCAUUUUACAUAUAAUUAUAAAAUAAUAUAUUACAAAUAACAUAACAAACAAAUGUAUCUAUAAAUGAAAUAUAAUUUUCGAGUUCCAUUGCUUCGUGGUACCUUGUAACCAAAACGAUCUUCAUAUUUAUGUGUAAGUUACUUACAAAACACAACGCCGGCGGUUAGUCAACUACAAGAUUCUUUAACAUCAACAACAGAAACAAAUAUGUAUCGAUCGAGAGUAAUUAAAUAAAAGGAAUAAAAAAAUAUAUGAUGAUGAAUUUAAAAUAAAUAAAAUGGUAGAAAACUAAAACGAAAACACAGAAAAUAACAAAUGAAAUAUCAAUAAAAUUAAAAACUAAUUAAAUUCAAUCUCAACAAAACAAAUAAAAAAGUUAAAUAAACAAAUUUUUACAUGUGUACAUAGAACUGUGUGUGUUUUUUGUGAUAUCAACAAUUUCACUUCAGCAAUUGAAUUUCAUUUUAAAACUAAAUCCAAAGCAGACAUGGAUGCUUACGCUUUGCCGCCAUACUUUCCCCUAGCAUAUUCAGAUUUACAAUAUUUGGCAUCUCGAAGAGCAGCAGCCGUUGCUGCUGCAACUGUAUUACCACCACCAACCCAACAAGCUACAUUAAAUGGUACUAAUAGUGGAAAUGGUAUAGACUGUGUGUCAGCAAUUGGGACAAAUGGAACACAUACCUCAGAAAAUGAUAGUAAUGCACCGCCUGUACAAAAUGCCAAUAGUCAGAGUCCUAUGAUGACCGCACAUAAUACACAUCUUGGUCAUGCGGUACAUCACCAUGCCAAUCAUGCUGGUUUACAUGCACCACCACCUCCACCACAUCCUGUUGCUUCUCAAGCCCAUGAAUUCCAUCCAGCCUAUCGAAUUCCAGGUUAUAUUGAGCAUUUAUAUUCUUUGCAGCGUGUAAGUCCCACUUCUUCGUUUCACGAUCCUUACUCCAAUUGUGCCACAGCGUUUCACUUAACUGGCUUGGGACUUAAUUCUGGAGAUUAUUUGGGUGCUCGAGGCGUUGGUUCCUUAGGUGAAUUGCAUCCUGCAGCAGCAGCUGCUGCGGCAGCUAAUUCCCUAGCUAGCACUGAUUUUCACUUUAGUAUUGACAAUGCCAGACUCAGUUCGUCACGUACGGGCAGUAUAAGAGCAAGCAUUAGCCGCAAAAGGGCUCUUUCAUCCUCUCCCUAUUCAGAUUCAUUCGAUAUUAAUUCAAUGAUUCGUUUUUCACCCAAUUCCUUGGCCACCAUAAUGAAUGGUUCGCGUGCUAGUAGCGCUGCUAGCGGCUCUUAUGGUCAUUUAUCAGCUGGCGCCAUGAGCCCAAUGCAUAGUGCUAUGUCACCGCAUAUACAACAAUUGCAAGCCCAUUUGCUCAGAGCUAGUGCUGGACUUCUGCACCCACUUCCUACACACCAAGCAGCAGCUGCUAACAUGAUCUCCAUGGGUCAUGUACAUACUUUGCAAUCAGCUGUUGCUGCUGCAGCUGCUUAUAAUGCGGCAACCGCCGCCAACGGAAACCCUAGCAAUGUCAGUGCCAACAAUUCUCCUUUCCAUCCCCCGUUGAAUGGACACACAAAUACCCAUGCCGCUAGCGUAAAUAGCAAUCAAAACAAUAUGAUUAAUAGUACCACUAAACAAAUGCAUUAUGAAGAAGUAUGUACGGAACGUUCUAAGGGUGAACAGCCCUCUUCCACCUCGCAUAACGAUAUCACUCAACAGGAAGCGGAUAGUGCUUCUGCUAAUUCGGCAACUGCUCGAAGACAGCAGCGUCCUAAUAAAAUCACUACAUCUAGUAAUUCUGCUACGCCAACUACUACCUCUACGAAAACGCAACACCACCACAGCAACAAUAAUCAUGUGCAAUGUGGACCACCCACUACUACUACGCCACACAGCGAUUAUGACUGUGCCACCGUGGAUACGACUGACAUAAAAGAUGAACCAGGAGAUUUCAUCGAGACCAAUUGUCACUGGCAAGAUUGUGGUAUUGAAUUUAUGACGCAGGACGAGUUAGUAAAGCACAUAAAUAACGAUCACAUACAAAGCAACAAAAAGGCAUUCGUCUGCCGUUGGGAAGAUUGUUCACGCGGUGAAAAACCAUUUAAAGCUCAGUACAUGCUUGUGGUACAUAUGCGUCGUCAUACAGGAGAAAAACCACAUAAAUGCACGUUCGAAGGAUGUUGCAAAGCGUAUUCUCGGUUGGAAAAUUUAAAAACCCAUUUGCGUUCGCACACCGGUGAAAAGCCGUACACUUGCGAAUAUCCAGGAUGUAGUAAGGCUUUUAGCAAUGCUAGCGAUAGAGCUAAACAUCAGAAUCGCACACACAGCAAUGAGAAGCCAUACGUUUGCAAAGCGCCUGGAUGUAUUAAACGUUACACUGAUCCUAGUUCUCUCAGAAAACAUGUAAAGACCGUACAUGGUGCCGAAUUCUAUGCCAACAAGAAACACAAGGGCUCUAUUCAUGACAACGAUAAUUCCGGAGGCGCUGGUAAUGGUGUGGGUAAAGUAGACUCUCCUGAUGAAUAUCGUUCGAAUAAAGCAACUAGCUUAUCAAGUCCCAGCAUUAAGUCUGAAUCAGAAGCGAAUUCACCACCACAGUUAUCAGUACAUAGUCCGACCAUUUCGCAAACCGCAGGCAACCAGGCAGCUCAUAAUCAAAUGCAGUUCAAACCUGGUAGUGGUAUUCGCAUGGGGCCAGGAAGUGAGAUGGGUGAUGUUAUGGGAACGUAUAGUAAUCACGAUGAUUAUGGAAACAUGCCAGCAAACGACGAUGAAUCAUGGCUUUAUGAUGAUGAUGUAGAUGCUGCAGAUUUGCCCAUAGUUCUAAGGGCUAUGGUCAGUAUUAGCAAUAGCCCCAAUAAUAGCAUGGUGACAAGUGGUGGUGGAUCAUCCACGAUAUCUGCGGGAACUAUGCGUCAGCGUUUUCGAUCGCGCUUACAAGCCAAAGGUAUUAAUCUUAAUGCGCCUGCUUUAUCUAAUAUACCCGAAAUCAAUCGCAAUAUUGGUAUUGGUGACCUAAAUCAGCGCAUUACGGAAUUAAAAAUGGAACCAGGCACGGUUAGACUACCCCCAGCAAAACAUACCGACACGAAGAAUCCUUCAUCGACUAACUUGACCGAUUUGCAAACACGCUUAUACUCUAACACAAACACUAUGAUCAGCAAUUAUGGUGGUUCAAUAAUGCAAGCUAAUUUGCGACGAGAUAGUCAGAAUUCAAAUGCUAGCACAUAUUAUUGUAGUAUGCAGAGUAGACGUAGUAGUCAAUGUUCCCAAUUGUCGUCAAUUUCGACGAUGCGUCCAUGCUCGUACAAUGCUGGAUCAUUGUACGAUCCAAUUUCACCCGGAUGUUCCCGCCGCUCAAGCCAAAUGUCCAACGUAACGGGAGGAGUAUGUUCCCCUGUUGCAGCGCUUGGUAAUGGAACCAAUAGAAUUAGUGCAAAUUCAAUUUGUGGUGGCAAUAACUCAUGCUUGGGAAGUGCGUUUAACACAACAAAUAACCCAAGUCUGCCCCCACCUCCAUCUUCACAUUUAAUUUCCACACAUUUGCAGCGUUUACAGACAUCUUCUUCGUCUUCGGCUUGUUUAAAGCAUCCUCACGAAAGUGGACGUUUUUCGAUUCCAAACGUUCUAGCCAUGACGCAAAUCGGAAGCCAUAUACCGCAACAAAAUAGUGAGCAAAACAAUAACAAAGCUUCUGGGCGACGACUUUCGGAACCUGUACGACAAUCGUAUGAACGUCUCUUACCAUCGCCAUCAGCAUUAACGAGUUCUUUCAAAAAUGUGGGCUUAAAUAACACGAAAAAACCAAACACACCAAACAGUAUUGCCUUAGAAGAGGUCUGCAAAGAAACUACAGAAACUUCUUUGGAUCACCAUCCCAAUGAAAAAGUCAACCUUGAUGAGGUAGAGGAGGAUGAACUUAUUGAAAAUAAACUUGUAUUACCCGAUGAAAUGUUGCAAUACCUAAAUCAAGUAGCAGACAAGACAAGUAAUAACAUCAACAACAACUCAGGCAAAGAGUCUGCACAAGUUAUUUGUCAUCCGCCCAUGUCUUCGCCUAAUAUUUAUCCCAACAGCCCAGAGAGUCCAUCAACAAUUACUCAGGUUAUGUCGCCCCAAUCUGGCCAUACCAUGUCUGCCUUAGGAAGUCCCUAUUCUCAGCGAAAUUACGAUCAGCGCUCUCAAGUAGAUACUCAACGUCGCCAAUAUCCCGUUUAUUACGAUUACUGUCAUGAACAUGCUGAAAACGCAAAUGGCCAAGGUAUAAAGACUAAUAAUUAUUUCUGUUCUCAACAGCCAACAACAAAACCAAUUCAGGAAGUGAACUCAACAUUUACUCAAAAUAUCACAGCUCCCGCUGAUAGUUCAAUGACCAGUUUACCAGACAUUUCUAGUAAUACAAUAAAAUCCAACUAUUUCGGCAAUGCUUCGACUCAAACUCAGCCAACAUCCCACACAAAACCUGCGCCACCCAGAAACACAACGGUGCAUAACGAAAUACAAUGUCAAGAUAUCACCCAAUCCCAAAUGUCACCAGCGACAGUCAAACCAUCUUCAGGGUCAUGUAACCAUAACAUGGAUAUCAGUUAUUCACAAAAUCAAUUGCCAUUUAACCAGUACAUGCCACCAGCAGCAGCAUGCUACAAUAACAAUAACAGCGCCAAAAACAAUAAUACAACGACAAGCAGCAGUAAUAUGUGCACCGAUGCCUAUCAACGCACCUUGGAAUACGUACAAAACUGUCAAAGUUGGUUACAAACUAAGAAAAAUCCAAAUCAAAAUUCUCCAAGUGGUGAAUUUGUCAUGCCUUCAGUGCCAAAUACCAAUCGCCUACAACCAGUCCAUCCACAACACCAACAAGAUGUUACAAGUUCUACCCAUCCAUCUCCAAACAUGGUCAUUAAUGAUAUGACCACAUCACUUAGCUCUCUACUUGAAGAAAAUCGUUAUUUACAAAUGAUUCAGUAGUCCAGUACAACAUCUUCCCCCAUUUAGGUAUACUUGCACCAUUCAUAUUUAUACACUUAAUAAGUUUGGAAUAGCGUAACUGAGAAUAAAGUUACGCUAUUUCAAAAAAUCUUUAAUCUCUGAAUGCUGUUACGGAAAGAUAAAAAGUAAUAGCGAAAAGUCUAUCAGCUUAGGUAACAAAAUCAUUGCCAUUUAAUAAAUAAUUACUAUAGUUUUCCUGUUGCCCAUACUUGGGACCAUGUCUUUUGUAAGUACAAAGUUGUAUAACAUACAUUGAGAGUGGAAAAUAGUACAUACAUUUUUUAAGGUUUAUUUUAGUACAAAGUUUUCCAAUAAUUUUUUAUCAUUUAGUUUUAUUAUUAUUAUUAUUUUGUAAGCAAUUUAUUUAUAAAAGAAACAAAACUUUAUAAUUUAAAAAUUUGUAUAUUGUCACCGAAAAAAGUCGCAGUUGCCUUUUACUUUAUUCUCUUGUUCUGGUGGCAAUUUAAAUUUAAAAGCACUGUCACUUACAUAGUUAUACAUACAUCUAUUUUACGUACAAAGAUCUACACCAGAGAAUGCUGACUCAUAAAAUUUAGCGAAUUAAAAAAAAAUAACAUAAAUAAACAUGAAUUCAAGUGAAGAAAAUUCACAUAUUCGAAUCUGGAAAUUAUUUCUUAACUUUAGAAUUCCACAGAUUUUUUGCAUUUAUAUAUUUUUGACGUAAUUUCCCAAUUGAAAAACAUACUUAAUAAAUAUUGACUUUAAUUUCUACACAUGUAAUCUUGUACAUUUGUAGAUAUAAUUACAUAUUUCAAUUACAUUGAAAGUCAAAAAAUGCAUAUGGGCAAUUCCACUAAAAAAACCAUGAUUGACAAAAUAAACACCCUUUAAAUUUUUGCUUUUUUAUGACAAUUCAACAAAAUUCAACGUAUGAUCUUUUGGUUGCAGCAAAGACGAAGGCUGUUAAAAUCAGUCCAUUAUUAAACCUAGCCGCCACACAACCGGACCCGCAAAUAUCACAAAUUAUAAUACUAUUUCAUCAAAAAUCCAUAAAAAUAUAAUCAUAAAUAAUACUGCCGAUUUUCAAAUUGAUCGGACCUCAUUUGGUCCCAUACAAAGUUUAAUAUCAGAAAAAAACAUUUAAACGUCCAUAACUAACUUAUAAGCACUAGUAUUAUGAUAAAAUUUUAUAUAAAUAAAUUGAGAUAUAAAGAAUGAGAUAUAUUUUUUCCGUAUAUAGUAAUCUCUGAAUGAAAUAAAAUGACAAAAUUAGUUUAUUUUUAAUCCUAUUUUUGCAAAACUUAUACCAUUCUGAAUGCGUACAAUGGCACAUACAAUGGCAUGACUUCUGUACGUUAAAUAAUAUAUUUUAUUCAUUAUUAUAUUUAGAUACUUAAACAUUAAAAUAUAUACAAAUAUAAUUUCAAAGAUAAAUUAAACGACUUUCUGUAAAAGGUUUUAUAUUGUGAUGAAAUUUUAAAUAUAUUUCUCAUAUUUAUAGAGAUAAUUGAGGAAAGAACUGAAAUAAAUUAAAGAACUCAAAUUUUUUAUGAAAAAGAUUUUAAAAUAUACAUUUUUCUUAAAGUAUGUAUAUACAGGUGCGUUUAAUAUGCCUUCAUUUCUGUUAUUAGAAUUAUUUAUUUUUUAGUAUGUAUUAUUUUAAUAUAACUGUUUAGCAUUUACUUAACGACUUACUAUAUACAAAUUGUUAGAUUAUAUGAUCGUUUUACAUGUAUAUGAUGAUCAAAUAAAAAUUCAACCCACCCAAACCUCGUUCAACAAGGUUCUCAGAGGUACAAAUAUUUACUUUUACUGCGUAUAAAAUUAUAUUCAAAUGCUACUGUUAAGAUAUAUAUUUUAAAUAUUUUUUUAUGAACGUGCUUCCAUAAGUAAUUAUAUAAUAUUGCUAAUGUUAAGUAUUUUUCAUCAUACUACCAUUUAAAUUCAUAUACUCCAACGUAAUUAUUAUUUUUAAUUUUUUUACAUUAUAUUUUUAGUGAUUCCAUAAAUAAAAUUUUUAUUAUUUUCGUAACAUUGUAUUUAAUAAAUGUCU